Molecule: messenger RNA, 2202 nt
Organism: Anisakis simplex (herring worm)
Lineage: Eukaryota; Metazoa; Nematoda; Chromadorea; Rhabditida; Anisakidae
Source: the annotation of a GenBank genome assembly
UCGAAAGCAGUCAUGUCUACUGACACGAGAUCACGUCCAACUACAGGCGAGGAUAUCCUCCGUAACCUGCGCAACGUCUUCUCGUCGCUUAACAACAAACUGUUUAAAACUGAGCAACAACAUUUCACCAUGAAUCUAAGCUGUGAAGUUGGCCGUGAACUUGCACUCGAAUGUCAGAAUAAAAUAGCACCCGGUCAAUUAGGAACACUUUUCCAACUGGCGAAAGUGGCUGUUAGUGGAGAAUUUCUUGUUGAUAUUUCCGUUUUGCAUGAAAAUAUUGAGAAGGAUGUGCUGGAUCAUUUGCGUAUUGUGUACGGAACACUGAGUGUUGGUCUGAUGCUGGCUGCAACUGGUGCAGCGUUGGAAGUGCUCAAUGUGGUUCGUGCUAAUUUUCUUCUCAGCAUCGCGUCACUCGCGUGCUUCUUUGCAUUGUGUUUCACACCACACAGCCCGCAGAAUGAGCGUCGCCGAUUCGGCUAUUUUGCUGUUUUCGCGUUCCUAACUGGUAUGAGCACGGGACCACAAAUUGAGGAUGUGAUGCAGCUCAAUCCUUCGAUCCUGCUGACGGCAUUUUUGGGUACAGCGAUCAUCUUCGGAUGCUUUUCAUUGGCCGCUCUGCAUGCACCCUCUACUAAAUUUCUUCAUCUUGGAGGAGCAAUCAGUUCAACGAUAAUGAUCAUGAUAGUGACAAUGCUAUUCGCACGUUCACAGUUGGUGGUGACAAUGGUGUUGUGGAUGGGAUUGGCUGUCACUUGUGCGUUGAUCCUUUACGACACACAAAUGAUCUGUGAGAAACGUCGUCGUGGCGAUACCGAUUACCUAUGGCAUACCAUUGAACUAUUCCUCGACUUCAUCAAUCUCUUCCGUUACAUCCUCAUUCUGCUUAGCGACAAAGAAUUUAUGUUUAUAAAAGCGGCAGUUUCCACUUUUCUGCUUCCUGAUUUUGUUGCAUUCGAAGAUGAAAAUUUCCUCAUACAACAUCAGUCAUUCCGAGUUGAAAGAAUUUGUGACGAUUUUUUGGACGUUUUUUGCGCAUUCGGUGGUGGUCAUGUUGUAAACGCUUCUUUAAUUUGGGUUGUUGUUGUUGUAGCAGGCAGUAUGGUACUGUCGACUUUGGUGGCGGUGAACGAGUUGCGUUCAAUGUUCCCGGCUGCAUACCUGUCACUCUCAAUGGUACCAUUCGCAAGUAUUUCACUUGCAAUGACCGCCUUCAAAUGCUUCAUACCUAGGAGAGUGUUUUUAGCCGCCGAUAACCUUCUGUAUUCAGCGUAUAUGCGAAUGUGUCUCUUUGUUUUCGAGAAUGUCGCCGCAGUCAACAUAAAUUUUUAUGGUGAUGUUGAUGCAGUAUUCACUAAACAAGAAAGUGCGAUUGUCUUGUCGAAUCAUCAGUCUAAUGUUGAUUGGAUCGUUAUAACAAUGAUUGCAAAUCGUCAAAAAGGUAACGAACGCGCUCUUCGAUUUAUGAUUAAAUACGUCAUUCAUUAUUUACCGCUAUUUGGUUGGUACACCUAUCAGCGUGGGUUUAUAUAUGUACGACGACUUGGCGAUGUUAUAUGGUCAGCAGUAGAACAGCAGUUAUCGUUUUUGCGAUCCUUGAAUGACCCGUUCUGGCUUUUGAUUUUUCCGGAAGGAACACGAUUUUCGCCUAAGAAGCGCGCUAUUAUCGAGUCAAGUCAACAGUAUUGUAAACAGAUCGGAAUUCCGGUACUCACUAACGUUCUAACGCCACGCACGAAUGGUUUUGCGAUAGCGAUGAUCAACUUAAGAAAUUCAAUUGAUGCGGUUUACGACAUCACGCUUGCAUACGAUCAGAGCACAGAAGCUGGUCGCGAGAAGCUUGCACCAGACAUGUUUGAAUUCGCAUGUGGUAUUAAUCCAAAACGUACUUUGCAUAUUCACAUUCAACGCUUCAGUGUUAAUGAUUUGCCACAAGAUACAGACGCCCUCAAAAAAUGGCUCUUUUAUCGAUAUGAAAUCAAGAAUCGAAUGCUGCAAGCGUUCUAUGAUGGAGAAGGAUUACCGAAUUUAGCGUUGAAGAACGCGCCACGCGUUUCUUUCGCUGUCACGCUUCCACCGGCCAUAUUCUUCGCUUCCACCCUUAUGGCACCAUUUUUCAGUAAAAUUAUCCGUAAUGUUUAUCUGCUAACUCUUUGUUCAUCACCAGUUCUGAUUCUAUGGAUGCGUUUAUGUGGUUCUGUUUAA